This is a messenger RNA of Dreissena polymorpha, 660 nucleotides long. RefSeq names its product short stature homeobox protein-like. Lineage: Eukaryota; Metazoa; Mollusca; Bivalvia; Myida; Dreissenidae. Gene Ontology annotation, biological process: regulation of transcription by RNA polymerase II. Gene Ontology annotation, cellular component: nucleus. The record is from RefSeq and is a predicted model, not a curated record. The coding region runs from base 1 to 660 and encodes 219 amino acids. Gene Ontology annotation, molecular function: DNA-binding transcription factor activity, RNA polymerase II-specific; sequence-specific double-stranded DNA binding. The transcript is spliced from 4 exons.
AUGGAUUCCAAAGAAGUUUUAGACUGGGGCGAAUCUGGCUCCGACUUAUCCUCGAAGAGUGGUUGUAAUAGGCCUGUAUCCAGUGAUGACUCGAAAGUGGCUUGUUCGGAUAACGAAAACGAUGACCAACCGAAGUUGAAACAACGGCGUAGUCGCACCAACUUCACCCUUGAGCAACUAAAUGAACUUGAGCGGUUAUUCGACGAGACCCAUUAUCCGGAUGCCUUCAUGAGGGAGGAACUGAGCCAGCGACUGGGGCUUUCAGAGGCCAGGGUUAAGGUCUGGUUUCAAAAUCGCCGUGCAAAAUGCCGAAAGCAAGAACGCCAAAUGCAGAAAGCCGGCAUAAUGCUUACCUGCUCAGGCAAUAUGCCCCAGCUAGACGCUUGCCGAGUUUCGCCCUUCCUCAACAUGUCGACCAUUCGCCAGCCGCUCGACCGCCGGCAUUUCCCGCCAUUCCUACCCUACUUCCCGCUUACAUCCGCUCACGGUCUGCCGCUGCACCCGAUGUUGCUUUAUCGACAUCACUACGCGGCUGUGGCGCUCAAUUACGCAUCACUUCCGGUGGAGAGCGGCUUCAAGGCUACGAAGACGACAAGCAUAGCGGAUCUGCGUCUGAAGGCUCGCCAGCAUCUGGCCUCACUUGGCCUCUCAAAUAUUUAG